Molecule: messenger RNA, 1524 nt
Organism: Ogataea haglerorum
Lineage: Eukaryota; Fungi; Ascomycota; Pichiomycetes; Pichiales; Pichiaceae
Exons: 1
Coding region: 1-1524 (507 amino acids)
Biological process (GO): carbohydrate transport; transmembrane transport
Cellular component (GO): membrane
Molecular function (GO): carbohydrate:proton symporter activity
Source: RefSeq, a predicted model, not a curated record
AUGGACUCUUCAUCCCCUGCUUAUGACUAUUGCACAAGGAAGCAUAUCUCGCACCUAGUCCCAAAGACAAGAUGGGGGAUAAUUGCCAUAACUGUUGCCGUGUCUCUUAUUGAACCCACUACUACAGGCAUGGAAAGCUCCAUCAUGGGAGCAAUCAACUCACUGCCACAGUACAAAAGCUACUUUGAUCUCAAAGAUCAUACAAUAGGCUUAAAUUCAGCUGCAGUGUGGAUAGGACUGUGUCUGACUUUGCCGUUUGUUCAGCAGAUGUGUGAUGGACUGGGAAGACGGAAAACAAUUUUUUAUUCUCUUGCACUCAUGGUUACUGGUAUUGUGCUGUCUUCAUGCUCCGUCCAUAUCGCCAUGUUUGUUAUUGGACGCAUUGUGCUUGGAAUGUCUUCGGGAAUAUUUGGGUCCGCUGCAUCUGUGCUGGUUGCAGAGGUUUGUCCGCCCAAACACAGAGGACUGAUUCUUGGACUGUUCCAUUCAGGAUACUACAUUGGCUCGCUGCUUUCCUCAGCAAUCACUUAUGGAACACGAGAUAUGGCCAACGAUUGGAGCUGGAGAGUACCUUUGAUUUGUCAGAUAGUCCCUACCAUCAUAUGCUUUACAGUCAUUUUGUUUGCACCAGAAUCUCCUAGAUGGCUUGUAAUGCACGGGAAAGAAGACGAAGCCCGGGAGAUCUUUUAUAUUCUUGAAGGCGGAGACACUGCAAGGGCAGAAUCGUUAAUCAAAGAAGUCCACGAAUCAGUGAUAAAAGAAAGCAUAGUUGCCAAGGGACUCGGAUUGUGGAGAAGACAGUUCUCAACAAAAGCUAAUCUCAGAAGAGCUUUCAUAUUACUGAAUGUCGGAAUCUUGUGCGAGUUAGGAGGUUCAAACAUUGCUACUUACUACUUCAACAUUCUACUGAGUUCUGUUGGCGUUACAAUUGUUCGCACACAAUUGGAGGUUAGUAUGAUAAGAUCUGCCUGGUGUCUUGUCUGUUCCCUGGCCGGAUGCUACACUUUUGAUAUCAUUGGUCGAAAGAAGCAGGCUUUUAUUGCAACUACUGGCUUGAUUGUUUGUCUAUAUAUUUUGGGUGGUUUGGUCAAAAAGUUUCAAGAAGAUGGAAGAACAUCCACAGGAUAUGGUGCUAUUGCGUUAAUGUUCCUCUUCACAGGAUUUUACUCGUACUGUUACACUCCUUUAUUAUAUUUAUAUGCCCCAGAGCUCUACACCAACCCGAGCCGUUCAGUUGGAAAUACCAUCCUGAAAGCAUGUGAUUACUUUUCAGGUCUUUUUGCAACAUUUGUGCUUCCAAUAGGAAUGAGCAACUUGACUUGGAAGUUUUAUAUGAUCACUGCUAGCUACGACAUGAUAUUUUUGCCAUUUAUCGCUUUCACUUGGGUCGAGACAAAGGGAGUGCCUCUAGAAAAAAUCUGCGAGCUCUUUGACGAUGAUCCUGGGACGCUGGACUGGCAGGAACCACAACUUGAAUCAGGGGUAGAAUACGUCACCGUGGAUAUCUCGGACAAGAAGAAAUAG